Molecule: messenger RNA, 3766 nt
Organism: Sphaeramia orbicularis (orbiculate cardinalfish)
Lineage: Eukaryota; Metazoa; Chordata; Actinopteri; Kurtiformes; Apogonidae
Product: aminopeptidase Ey-like
Biological process (GO): proteolysis; peptide catabolic process
Cellular component (GO): plasma membrane; cytoplasm
Molecular function (GO): peptide binding; zinc ion binding; metalloaminopeptidase activity
Source: RefSeq, a predicted model, not a curated record
AAAAAGUGAAUCAACAAUCAGCAGGGAGUGGAGCUGUGCAUCCAGAAUUCUACUGGUCUACAAGCAGCAAAGACAAUAUGCCCCUCCCUUCCACACAAUGAAUAUAUUCUGUUACUAUUGGACUGUUUUCAGCUCCUAUAAUCACAAAAUUUAGGGACUGCCAAAAGUUCAUGUAGUUCUGUAACUCAUGUUGAAAACAUUUCAUUAUGCAAUUCUUACUUCUUUACUAUCAGAUGGCUAGUUCUGUAUACAGCUGACUUUUUCAAAGAGCCCAGUAACACACACACAGAUACACACAAACCCUGGCUGUGGAAUCGGACUGUAUUUCAACAGUCCUGAAUCAACGGAGACUACAUAAGCCAGCUUCAGAAGGGGGCCUCUAUUCAGAGCCAUUAUAUGGGUGUAAAGUUCAGAGAGAUGGGGAAAGGCUUCUACAUCAGCAAACCCGUAGCAAUAGCCUGUGUGGUUAUAGCCAUCGCAGCAGUGUCCACUAUCAUAGCCUUGUCUGUGGUGUAUGCCCAGGAAAAGUCAAAGAGCGAAGUGAUACCCACUCCAGACCCCAGCAACCCCCCCUCCACCACCCCUUCUGUUCCAAAGGAGCCCUGGCAGCACUACAGACUCCCAGACUCCCUCCUUCCUGUCUCCUACAAUGUAACCCUGCAGCCCUGGCUGGUGCCUGAUGCAGACGGCCUGUACAUCUUUAAAGGACAGUCAACAGUGGUCUUCAGAUGUGUGAAGGAGACAGACCUCAUCCUCAUUCACUCCAACAAGCUGAAUUUUACCUUCUUUGGGAAAUACCAUGCUGAGCUGAGGGGCCUGAAUGGAGCUGCUGCGCCCCCCAUGACAAACUCCUGGCUGGAGGUCCCAACCCAGUACCUGGUGAUCCAACUCAGCAGCAUGUUGAAAGCUGAGAGCAUGUAUGAGCUCUACACUGAGUUUGUUGGGGAGCUUGCUGAUGACCUUGGAGGAUUCUACAGGAGUGAAUACACAGAAGAUGGGGUGAAAAAAGUUCUGGCCACAACUCAAAUGCAGCCAACAGAUGCCAGGAAAGCUUUUCCCUGCUUUGAUGAACCUGCUAUGAAAGCUGUCUUCCACUUGACUCUCAUUCACCCCCAUGGAACUGUGGCUUUGUCCAACUCCUUGAACUACGAGCCUGUCAAUGUCACUAUAGAGGGCCAGAAUUUAACCCAGACAAGCUUCAGACCCACUGAGGUCAUGUCAAGUUACUUGCUGGCAUUUGUUGUAUGUGAGUUUGACUACAUCAGCUCAGUCUCAGAUACAGGCGUUUUGAUCAGGAUCUGGGCUCGUAGGAAGGCAAUAGCGGAGGGCCAGGGAAACUAUGCCCUUAACAAAACCGGACCAAUACUGUCAUUCUUUGAGGAUUACUAUGACAUUCCCUACCCACUGAACAAGUCAGAUCAAAUUGCUCUGCCUGACUUCAGUGCUGGAGCCAUGGAGAACUGGGGCCUGAUCACUUACAGAGAGACUGCCCUCCUAUAUAAUCCUAGUGUGUCCUCCAAUGGAGAUAAAGAGUGGGUGCUAACAGUCAUCGCCCAUGAACUUGCUCAUAUGUGGUUUGGGAACUUGGUGACCACAAGAUGGUGGAAUGACCUGUGGCUCAAUGAGGGAUUUGCUACAUACGUUUCCUAUCUUGGAGCCAACUAUGGUGAACCGACAUGGAAUUUGAAAGAUUUAAUAGUUAUUAAUGAGAUAACUGGUGUAAUGAAUGUGGAUGCUUUGGCCUCGUCCCAUCCCCUGUCAACAAAAGAAGAGGAGAUCCAGAGGCCUGAGCAAAUCACCGCGCUCUUUGACUCAAUCACUUACAGUAAGGGAGCUGCAGUCCUCAGGAUGCUGUCAGAGUUUAUCACCGAAGAAGUCUUUACCAAAGGGCUCCAUUCAUACUUGGAUGAGCACAAGUACAGCAACACUGUCUACAAAGACCUCUGGGAGCACCUGCAGAUGGCAGUGGAUGCAGCUGGCAUUAACCUGCCUGAGUCUGUGGAGGUCAUCAUGAACCGAUGGAUCCUCCAGAUGGGCUUCCCAGUGGUCACCAUCAACACCCAGACUGGAACAGUCACCCAGAAACACUUCCUAUUAGACCCAGACUCUCCAGUAGACAGACCCUCUCCGUUUAAUUAUGAGUGGAUUGUCCCCAUCACAUGGAUGAAAAGCAGCAGUGCACCUGAGAAACAGUACUGGCUGGUUGAAAAAGAGGGUUCAAACCCUGAAAUGAUCAAUGGUGCAAAUGAGUGGUUGGUCGCUAACAUUAACAUGAAGGGCUUCUAUAGAGUUAACUACGACUCAGAAAACUGGGAACGUCUCCUCACCAAAGUGGCCUCUAGACCUCAGGAUGUUCCUGUAAUCAACCGAGCUCAAAUCAUAGAUGAUGCUUUUAACCUUGCAAGGGCAAAGAUUGUGAACAUAACUCUGGCCCUGAGGACUACCACAUUCCUCAACAAAGAAGUUGAAUACAUGCCUUGGGAAAUGGCCCUGAGCAACCUGGGCUACUUCUACCUGAUGUUUGACCGCAGUGAGGUGUAUGGAGCUAUGCAGGCCUACCUAAAGAAACAAGUCACCCCUCUGUUUGAACACUUUAAAGAUAUCACUGCCAACUGGACUAAAAUCCCUGAAAACCACACUGACCAGUACAACCAGGUGAAUGCUAUCUCCACAGCGUGCAUCAGUGAAGUCAAAGGCUGUAAGGAGCUCACCACUGGCUGGUUCAGAGACUGGAUGAAGAACCCCACUAACAACAUGAUUCCUGCCAACUUGAGGUCCACAGUCUACUGCAAUGCAAUUAAAGCAGGAGGAGUGGAGGAGUGGGACUUUGCAUGGUCUAUGUACAAAAACGCUACCAUCGCCGCAGAGGCUGAAAAACUGAUGUCUGCUUUGUCCUGUACUACACAGCCCUGGCUGCUGAACAGAUAUCUGAAGUAUAGUCUGGACCCAGAAAAGAUCCGUAAACAGGACGCAUCAUACACUAUUGUUAGCAUUGCAAGUAACCCCAUUGGUCAGCCUCUGGCUUGGGACUUUAUCAGAGCCAACUGGGACCGCAUAUACAAUGAGUAUGGAGGUGGAGGAAUGUCUUUCGGAGGACUAAUUAGUGGAGUGACGUGUUAAGUUCUCCACAGAGUUUGAGUACCAACAGCUUGUGCAGUUCAAAGACCAACAUGCUGAAACAGCUUGGUUCAGCCACUGCAUCUCUGGAACAGGCACUGGAGCGUACCAAGGACCAACAUAAAGUGGGUGGACGAGAACAAGCAAGUUGUGUUUGAUUGGUUCCUCAGUGAAACAUCCCCUUCACUGUAGUAACACAAAAAACACUGUCCAUUUUUCAAAUGCAGGGUGUUCUACUUGCGUCCUUCCAGCUAUAACCAAAUGUAUCAUUACAUUUAAUGGGUGUGAGCUUUUUACUAUGAUGUUUUGAUAGAAAAAGAAAAACCUUUUUAUGAAGAUACCAAAAUGUAGUUUUGUAUGUGAGGGAUUUCAAGUCAGACUGUCAAGUGUACACUGUAAUCCAGAUUAUUUUAAUGUCAAUGAGGAUACAAUUUUUUAUGUUAUUUGAUACUAAAAUCUAGUUUUGUAUGUGAGAUUUGAUGUUACAGUAGAUGUAAUGCAAGUCAGACUCUCAAAUGUAAACUGUUAUCAUCAUUUUAAUCUAAAUGAGGAUUUCACCUGUUCAAGUAAGUAAUAAAAAAUAAGAUUACCAUAAAAAAUGUUGUAUGUCACACUCACUGGGCUGUCUGCUCAUAUGUUUGCAGGUUUU